Messenger RNA from Perca flavescens (yellow perch), 3006 nucleotides. Its product is annotated as NACHT, LRR and PYD domains-containing protein 12-like. The coding region runs from base 1 to 2922 and encodes 973 amino acids. Gene Ontology annotation, molecular function: protein binding. Lineage: Eukaryota; Metazoa; Chordata; Actinopteri; Perciformes; Percidae. The record is from RefSeq and is a predicted model, not a curated record. The transcript has 9 exons.
AUGAGUGACUGUGUGGAGGAAGAGGACGGAGCAGGGUCUCUAGUAUCCGGCUGUCUGUCUAUGAAGAGUGACCUCUCCAAGACUCCUCCAGACUUCGGUAAUGAGCCUGGACCCUCGGACACAAAAGGUCAAGACAACACGCAGAGAGCAGAGUCUGUAGUAUCCAGCUGUCUGUCUAUGAAGAGUGACCAGUCCAAACCUUAUCCUCUGGACUUCAGAAAUGAUCCUGGACCCUCAGUUAUUGGUGGUCAGCAUGAAUAUAAGAUCAGUCUGAAGAAGACAUGUGACCGUGUCACUGAAGGAAGUGAUCAAACAGGAAAUGGAACCCGCCUCAACGCUAAAGGAAGUGAAACAUCCCUUAAAAGGAUCUACACUGCGGUCUACAUCACAGAUGGGCAGAGUGAAGAGGUUAAUACCCAACAUGAGGUGAGGCAGCUUGAGACAGCUUCCAAGAUUAAUGAAACCAACCCAAUCGAUUGCAGCGACAUCUUUAAAGCCUUACCUGGCCAACAGAAACACAUCAGAGUCAUCCUGAUGAUCGGCGUUGCUGGCGUUGGAAAAACGUUCUCAGUGCAGAAGUUCACCCUGGACUGGGCCGAGGGUUUGGAAAACCAAGAUGUCAGUUUGGUGAUUCCGCUUUCGUUCAGGGAGCUGAACUUGAUCAAAGAUGAGCAGUACAGUCUACUCGAGCUACUCCAUGUUUUCCAUCCAACAUUACAGAAGGCCACAGCAGAACAGCUUGCUGGAUGUAAUGUUCUGUUCAUCUUUGAUGGCCUGGAUGAAAGCAGACUUUCACUGGAUUUUCAAAACAAUGAGGUUGUGUCUGAUGUCACAACAAAGUCAUCAGUCAACGUGCUGUUGACUAACCUGAUCAAAGGGAAGCUGCUUCCCUCAGCUCUCAUCUGGAUAACUUCCAGACCUGCAGCAGCCAAUCAGAUUCCUCCUGCAUGUGUUGACAGGGUAACAGAAGUACGAGGCUUUACUGACGCCCAGAAGGAGGAGUACUUCAAGAAGAAAGUCAGUGAUGAAAAGCUGUCCAGCAGAAUCCUCUCACACAUCAAGACAUCCAGGAGCCUCCACAUCAUGUGUCUGCUCCCAGUCUUCUGCUGGAUCACUGCUACAGUUCUGGACCACAUGUUGACUACAGACCAGAGAGGAGAGCUGCCCAAGACCCUGACUGACAUGUACUCACACUUCCUGCUGGUUCAGACAAAGAAGAAGAAGCUCAAGUAUGCCGAGGGACAUGAGACAAGUCCACAGGAACUGACGGAGACUGACAGGGAAGUUCUUCUGAAGCUGGGAAGGCUGGCGUUUGAACAGCUGGAUAAAGGAAACAUCAUGUUCUACCAAGAAGACCUAGAGCGAUGUGGUCUUGAUGUCACAGAGGCCUCGGUGUACUCAGGAGUUUGUACACAGAUCUUCAAAAGAGAGAGUGUGAUCUUUCAGAAAAAAGUCUACUGCUUCGUUCAUCUGAGCAUUCAGGAGUUUCUGGCUGCAGUCUACCUGUUCCACUGUUACACCAACAGGAACACAGAGGUACUGGAGGACUUCCUGGGAGAGGUCUACGUUGAUUCAUCCCUGGAUGUCUUCCUGAGUAAAACCAUGGAGAAAUCCCUCAAAAGUAAAAAUGGCCACCUGGACCUGUUUGUUCGCUUCCUUCAUGGCCUCUCUCUGGAGUCCAACCAGAGACUUGUAGGAGGCCUGCUGGGUCAGACAGACAACAGUCCAGAAAUCAUCCAGAGAGCCAUCAACAACCUGAAGUGGAUGAACAGUUAUGGGAUUUCUCCUGACAGAAGCAUCAACAUCUUCCACUGUCUGAUAGAGAUUAAUGACCACUCAGUCCACCAAGAGAUCCAGGAGUUCCUGAAGUCAGAGAAGAAAUCAGAGAAGAACCUCUCUGUGAUCCACUGCUCAGCUCUGGCCUACAUGCUGCAGAUGUCAAAGGAGGUUCUGGAUGAAUUGGACCUGAAUAAAUACAACACAUCUGAGGAGGGACGACUGAGACUGAUUCCAGCUGUGAGGAACUGCAGAAAGGCUGUACUUACUGGCUGUCGAAUCUCAGAGACUCACUGUAAAGUUGUGGCCUCAGCUCUGAAGUCUAACCCCUCCCCUCUGAGAGAGCUGGACCUGUAUAACAACAAGCUGCAGGAUUCAGGAGUGAAGCAUCUGUCUGCUGGACUAGAUAGUCCCCACUGUAGACUGGAGACUCUGAGAUUGAAGAGCUGCAGUUUGUCAGAGAUCAGCUGGGCUUCUCUGGCCACAGCUCUGAAGUCCAACCCGUCCCAUCUGAGAGAGCUGCAGCUGAGUUACAACAAGCUGCGAGAUUCAGGAGUAAAACUGCUGUCUGAUUUUCUGGAGAGUCCACACUGUAGACUUGAGACUCUGAGAUUACGGAGCUCUGGUUUGUCAGAGGUCACCUGUGCUUCUCUGGUCUCAGCUCUGAAGUCCAACCCCUCCCAUCUGAGAGAGCUCGAUCUGAGUGACAACAGGCUGCAGGAUUCAGGAGUGAAGCUGCUCUGUGGUUUUCUGGAGAGUCCACACUGUAGACUGGAAAGUCUGGGAUUAAGGUGUUGCAGUUUAUCAGAGAUCAGCUGUGCUUCUCUGGCCUCAGCUCUGAAGACCAACCCCUCCCAUCUGAGGGAGGUGAACCUGAGUCUCAACAACCUGAAGGAUUCAGACGUGAAGCUGCUCUGUGAUCUUGUGGAGAGUCCGAAUUGUAGACUCGAGACUCUGAGACUUACUGGCUGUCGAAUCUCAGAGACUCACUGUAAAGUUGUGGCCUCAGCUCUGAAGUCUAACCCCUCCCCUCUGAGAGAGCUGGACCUGUAUAACAACAAGCUGCAGGAUUUAGGAGUGAAGCAUCUGUCUGCUGGACUAGAUAGUCCCCACUGUAGACUGGAGACUCUGAGUCAUUACGUCUGAUGGCUGAAAAGAAAACCACCACCUUAUGGCAGCGCUUCACCCAGCCAACACCAAAACAAAGAAAUGCUGCUGGUUGCUACUGUG